CAAAAAGCCAGAAACGCAGACAACUCGCACUCUUCAUAUUCUCCAAGUCUCAAUUUAGGGUUCCGAUUUUCUCAAUCUCACAGUGGUAAUGGAAGGGAAAAAUACUGCAAUAAGAAAAAGGAACUCUACAACUAAGAGACAAUGGACAAAACAAUAAGAUGCAGCACUAGUCGAUUGCCUUGUUGAAAUAGCAAAUGACCCCACGUUAAAGGGAGAAAAUGGAUUCAAGACGGGAUAUUUGUUGCGCUUGGAAAAGAUGCUACAUCUAAGGUGUCCAGGAACAAAUAUCAAGGCAACCCCCCACAUUGAAUCUAGGUAUAAGCUAUUGAGGAAGCAUUUCCUUGCCAUUCAAGAGAUGCUUAACAAAGGUAGUGGAUUCGGCUGGAAUGAUGUUGAGAAAUGUGUUACUGUCAGCAAAGAUGUCUUUGAUGAAUGGGUUAAAAGUCACCCUACUGCAGCUGGUUUAAGAAACAAAGAAUUUCCUCACCUUGAUAGCUUGAUGCAUGUUUGGGGAAGUGAUUAUGCAACAGGAACUGCUGCAGAAACUCCAGCGGAUGCAGUGGAGGAAAUAGAGAAAGAAAAAGAUGAUGAAGUUGAUCUUACUGAUGGUAAUCAUGAGGAAUGGGAGGAGGAAAGAGGAGAAAAAGAAGUUGAUCAAACUGAGUCAUCUGUUUGCCCAUCUACUAAAAUCAAUCAAGGCAAAAAACAAGCUAGUAACAGGAAAAGGUCUAGAAGUGAAGAUGGAUUGAAUGACUUAGUAGCUGAGAUGCAUGAGUAUGUAGGUGCUUACAAGGAAGCUAAUGAGCAAAUCAAAGACAUAGCAACCUACUUUAAGAAAGAAGCUGAGAACACAGAUAGAAAGAUGAAGAUAUUUGAAGAAAUCAUCAAACUACCUGGAUUUUCAAGGCAAGAAGUCAUAGAAGAUGGUGAGCAUAUUUUAAAGGAUGCACACAAGAUUGAUACCUUCUUUGCUUUGCCUAAUGAGUUCAGGAGGGAUUAUGUAAUGAAGCAGUUGUAUGAGGUUAGUCCAUACACACCAAGCUUUGACUUUCAUGGUGGAAACAAUGCAUAAGAAGUACGAUGAAGGUUGUUUGGGGUUUUUUUGACUCGAUGCAUGACUUUGAUGGUGGCAUUGUUAUUUUUGGGAAUUGGCUACCAUUAGAAUGUUGAUAUUAUCUAAUGUAAAUGGUUGGAAGUUAGGCUUGUUUUGUGACUGAAAAACAGGGCUGCCAAUUAUAUUUUUGGUUUAGCAUUGGUAGCAAUAUAUGUAUAGAAAACAUGGGACUAUAUGAGUCCAUCUUUUGAAACUCAUCCCUACUAUA
Messenger RNA from Ipomoea nil (Japanese morning glory), 1322 nucleotides. RefSeq lists its product as uncharacterized. Lineage: Eukaryota; Viridiplantae; Streptophyta; Magnoliopsida; Solanales; Convolvulaceae. The transcript has 3 exons. The record is from RefSeq and is a predicted model, not a curated record. The coding region runs from base 257 to 1072 and encodes 271 amino acids.